Dermacentor albipictus is the source of this 1962-nucleotide messenger RNA. The record is from RefSeq and is a predicted model, not a curated record. Lineage: Eukaryota; Metazoa; Arthropoda; Arachnida; Ixodida; Ixodidae.
AUGUGUAACGGCCAGCACGAGGCGCGAGAUGACGGCAUGAAAGAGAAGUCAAAGACAGCCAGGCAGCCAAGUGCCAGCCAGCCAAGCACCAGCCAGCUAAGUGCCAGCCAGCCAGCCAAGUGCCAGGCGGGCAACCAGCAGCCAGGCAGCCAAGUGCCAGCCAGCCAAGCACCAGCCAGCCAAGCACAAGCCAGCCAAGCAGCCAGCCAGCCAAGCGCCAGGCAGCCAGCCAGCGAGGCAGGCAGACUGGCAGCCAGCCAGGCAGCCAAGCGCCAGGAAGCCAGCCAGACAAGCGCCAGCCAGCCAAGUGCUAGGCAGGCAGGCAGCCAGCCAGCCAAGCCCCAGCCAGGCGGCCAGCCAGCCAGGCAGCCGGCCAGCCAGCCAGCCAGCCAGGCAGCCAGCCAAGCGCCAGCCAGCCAAGCCCAAGGCAGCCAGCCAGCCAGAGAAGCUCCAGCCAGCCAAGCAGCCAGCCAGCUAAGCGCCAGCCAGCCAAGGGCCAGGCAGCGAGCCAGCCAAGCGCCAGCCAGGCAGGCAGUUAGGCAGGCAGCCAGCCAGGCAGCCAGCCAGCCAGCCAGCCAAGCGCCAGGCAGGCAGCCAGCCAGCCAAGCGCCAGGCAGCCAGCCAGCCAGGCAGGCAGGCAGUCAGCCACCUACCCAAGCGCCAGGUGGCCAACAAGCCAAGCGCCAGCCAGCCAGCCAAGUGCCAGCCAGCCAAGCGCCAGCCAGCCAGCCAGCCAGUCAGGCGCCAGCAAGCCAAGCGCCAGCCAGCCAGCCAAUUGCCAUGCUGCCAGCCAGCCAACCAGGCAGCCAAGCGCCAGCCAGCCAGCCAGCGAAGCGCCAGCCAGCCAAGUGCCAGCCAAGCACCAGCCAGCCAAGCGCCAGCCAGCCAGCCAGCCAAGCGCCAACCAGCCAGCCAAGCGCCAACCAGCCAGCCAGCCAAGCGCCAACCAGCCAGCCAGUCAAGCGCCAGCCAGCCAGCCAAGCGCCAGCCAGCCUGCCAAGUGACAGCCAGCCACGCGCCAGCCAGCCAAGUGCCAGCCAGGCAGCCAAGCGCCAGACAGGCAGCCAGCCAGCGAAGCUCCUGCCAGACAAGCGCCAGGCAGGCAACGAGCCAAGCACCAGCCAGCCAAGUGCCAGCCAGCAAAGCCCACGGCAGGCAGCCAGCCAGCCAAGCACCAGCCAGCCCAGCACAAAGCCAAGCGGCAGGCAGGCAGUCAGCCAGGCAGGCAGGCAGGCAGCCACCCAGCCAGCCAUCCAGCGAGCCAGCCAGGCAGCAACGUGCCAGCCAGGCAGGAAGCCAGCCAGCCAAGCAGCCAGCCAAGCAGCCAGCCAGGCAGCCAACCAGGCAUCCAGCCAGGCAGCCAGCCAGACAGGUAGGCAGGCAGGCAGCCAGCCAACCAGGCAGCCAGCCAAGCGCCAGCCAGCCAAGUCCAAGGCAGCCAGCCAGCCAAGCGCAAGGCAGACAGCCAGCCUGGCAGGCAGCCAGCAAACCAGGCAGCCAGCCAACCAGCCAGCCAAGCGCCAGGCAGCCAGCCAGACAGGCAGCCAGGCAGGCAGCCAGCCAGGCAUGGAGCCAGGCAGCCAGCCAGCCAAGCGCCAGCCAGCCAAGCCCAAUGCAGCCAAGCGGCAGCCGACCAGGCAGCCACCCAGGCACUUAGGCAGCCAGCUACCUAGCCAAGUGCCAGCAAGCCAAGCGUCAGCCAGGCAGCCAGCCAGCCAAGCAUCAGCCAGCCAAGCGCCAGGUGGCCAGCCAGCCAACCAGCCAUGUGCCAGCCAGCCAAGCGCGAGGAAGCCAGCCAGCCAGGCAGGCUGCCAGCCAGGCAUGCAGCCAGGCAGCCAGCCAGCCAGGCAGCCAGCCAGGCAGCCAGCUAAGCGCCAGCCAGCCAAGCCCAAGGCAGCCGGCCAAGCACCAGCCAGGCAGGCAGCCAGCCAGCCAAGCGCCACGCAGCCAAGCGCCAGGUAG